AUGCAAAAGACUCCACAUUCGUCUCAUGCUGUGGACGGCGAGAAAAAGAUUACAAGCUCAAAGUACCGAAUUCGUGAACCGGCUCCAAUGGAACGAGAAAUUGUGGUUGAGGUGGGCCUAGUACUCGUCUACCUAUCUCCAUUCCGUGCGUUGUUUCUCAUCAAUAUUACCCAUCAACUAGAAAAUAUCGCAAUUCAUGCUUAA
Haemonchus placei is the source of this 204-nucleotide messenger RNA. Lineage: Eukaryota; Metazoa; Nematoda; Chromadorea; Rhabditida; Trichostrongylidae. The record is from the annotation of a GenBank genome assembly.